Messenger RNA from Alligator mississippiensis (American alligator), 4108 nucleotides. It is a transcript of the gene SERINC4, whose product is annotated as serine incorporator 4. The record is from RefSeq and is a predicted model, not a curated record. The transcript has 10 exons. Lineage: Eukaryota; Metazoa; Chordata; Crocodylia; Alligatoridae. Bases 274 to 1884 code for a protein of 536 amino acids. Gene Ontology annotation, cellular component: membrane.
CCUGGGAGGCCCCGUGCCUGGCUCCUGACUCCGGCUGCAGCAUGACUCCAGCCUGGGCCUCCCUGGCAGCAGUGGGCACGGGGGGACGUGGUCGGCUGUGCCCGUGCCCCAGGCUCUGCCACGCUUCGCAAGGCUGGGCUGGCUCUGUGCCCUGGCCCGUGGGCAGCCAUGGGCAUGAUGGGGAUCUCAGCCCAGGUCCAGGCACAGCCCCAGGCAGCCACGUGAGCCCCAUGCUCCUCCCAGGUCAGCCGUGGCUGUGGCUGCAGACCUGGCAUGAAGGCGUCCACGCAGACCCGCCUGCUCUACACGCUCUUCCACGUCCUGGCCUGCGCCGUCUGCUGCCUCCUGCUGUCCCGCACCGUCUCGGACGCCCUCAAGGACCACGUGAGCGUGGGCCGGGCCGGGGGCUGGGGCUGGCCUGGCCCCGGGGCGCUGCACCGUGCCGUGCCGCGGGGCCUGUCCCCACGCCAGAGCUCUUUCUAUGCCCUGCUGUGCCAGCGCCUGCCCGGGGGCGCUGACUGCGACGCGCUGGUGGGCUACGCGGCCGUCUACCGCGUCUGCUUCGGCACCGCCGGCUUCUACCUGGCCCAGGCCACCCUCCUGCUCAACGUGAGGUCCAGCCGCGACGUCCGCGCCCAGCUGCACAACGGGUUCUGGUUCCCGAAGCUGCUGAUCCUGGUCGGACUCUGCGUAGCCGCCUUCUUCAUCCCUGCCGACCGCUUCCUGCCAGCCUGGCGCUACGUGGGCAUCUGCGGUGGCUUUGCCUUCAUCCUGCUCCAGCUGGUGCUGAUCACAGCCUUCGCCCACACCUGGAACAAGAACUGGCAGAUGGGGGCGUCCCGGGACGGGCGCUGGGGUGCGGCGGUGCUGCUGGCCACGCUGGGCUUCUACGCCAUCGCCGUCGCCGCCUUCUCCCUUCUGUACCAGCGCUACGCUCGCCCGCCCGCCCGCCCGCUGGGCGCUGCCCUGCUCGCCCUCCACGCCGGCCUCUGCGGGCUCGUGUCCCUCGUCUCCGUCUCGCCCUGCGUCCGACUCAAGCAGCCACGCUCCAGCCUCCUGCAGGCCUCCAUCAUCAGCUGCUACGUCGCCUACCUCACCUUCUCCGCGCUGUCCAGCCGCCCGCCCGAGAGAGGGCUGUGCCGGGGGCAGAACCUCACCACCUACCCACCCAGCGCUGGCAGGGACGGGCAGGCCGAGGACACCACGGUCGCCGUGCUGGGCGCUGCCAUCAUGUACACCUGCGUUCUCCUGGCCUGCAACGAGGCCUCCUCCCUCGCCGAGAGCUUCGGGCCCCUGUGGAUGGUCAAGGUCUACAGCUUCGAGUUCAGUGUGAGUGGAGGCACCACGGCCCCCAGCCCCCCCGUGCGGCUGCAUCCCACCACCCAGCCCCCCUCCCCAAGGUGGAGGCCGAGCCCGGAAGUGGGUGCCGACGGGUGGGGGGCUGGGGCGGGAGCUGUGUGGGGCAGGGGUCUCCGGGGCGGGGCUGUAGGUGACCCUGCAUUCCCACUGGGCGCAGUGCGGGCGCGUGAGCGAGCAGGGCGGCCGGGGUCCGCGGACGACGAGCAGGAGCGCGUCACCUACAGCUACGCAGCCUUGCACUUCGGCUUCUUCCUCGCCUCGCUCUACGUCAUGGUGACGCUCACCAACUGGUUCAGCUACGAGUCGGCGGCGCUGGAGACGACCUUCGUGCGCGGCAGCUGGUCGACCUUCUGGGUGAAGGUGGCCUCAUGCUGGGCCUGCAUCCUGCUCUACCUGUGGCUCCUCCUGGGCCCCCUGUGCCUGCCGGGCCGCCGGCGGCACCAGACAUGCAGCGCCCUCCCGUACGCCGGACGACGCCGACCCCUGCCCCGGACCCUGCCCCGGCCCAUCAGCGUCGCCACGUAGCCGCCUCCAGGGCUGGGCUGUCUCCUGUGCCCUCAAGGGCUCUGGCGAGGCUCGGCCCCAAAGCUGCCCGCAGCUGGGCCUGUGACUGGCGCAGUGCCGCUCUCCUGCCCGCGAGACCCGACCUGGGGCCCAUGAACUGAGGAGCUGGCCUCGCAUCCACACCCCAGCCCACAGUUUUGGGAGCAGGAGAGCACGGGGACCCUGGCAAGAGUCCAGCAGGGCUCUGCAGCCGCACCAGCUCCCGGGGACAUGGCCACGAGGAGGGAGAGCCAGGCCCCUGGUGCCAGCUGCGGAUGACGGGGCCACGUAGGCUGAGCUUCUCCUCCCUGCCCCAGCCUGAGGCUUCUCGAUCACCACGUGGGCCCCAGAGCUUGGCAGGACACGGGGCGGGAUGGGCCCCAUUCUGCACCUCCUGCUGCCUUGGAAAACCCGCACCUGCGUCCCCUCUCUCUGGUGUUUUCUGGGACCAGGUGGGCCUGGACCUGCUGGAGGUCUAUAGGGAGCGCCUGCAGGAGGGCUGCCUGGGAAUGGGGGUGGAGGAGGGCCUCAUGUCAUAACCCUUCUGUACAAGAAGGGGGAGAGGUGGGAUGUCAGAAACCGGCGCCCGAUCACGCUCCUGAACUUUGGUUACAAACUAAUGGCCAAAGUCUUGGCCAAGCAUUUUCAGUCUGUUAUAGGUACAGCGAUCCAUGAGGACCAGGCCUGCGCGGUGCCAGGGCAACACAUCCACAAAGCCCCGAUGCAGCUGCGAGAUGCGCUCCGGUACCAGCGGGAGAGGGCACAGAAAGUCACCGCGCUGAACCUUGACUUGGAGAAGGCCUACAACCGGGAAGCCCAUCGCUUCCUACUGGAGACACUGGAGAAGAUGGGAGUCCCCGCAACUUUUGUCACCUGGAUAAGGCACUGUGCACCAGCAUGAGCAGCAGGGUGCUGGUGAACGGGUCCUUGGCAGCUCUGAUCAUGGUAGGGCUGGGCAUCAGGCAGGGCUACCUGCUCUCCCCGGUCCUGUUUAUCUGCGCAAGGGAAUCACUAGCACAAGGACUCAGGCAGGACCCGGGCUCCGCGCUGCUGAUGCUGCUACACCCCGCCCUAGUCUCCCCCCCAGAACAGGCUGUUUGCAGAAUCCAGAGAACUGCGUGUUUUCUUUUGGAUCUCCACGUGGGAGAAAGCGGUGAGGACCAAGCUGUACAAAGCGAAAUGGUCCGGAGGCAGCGAAACGCCAGACGUCCUUCUCUUCCUGUGGGCCAAGUAUAUAAGCCAGGUUUGCAAACUGGCAACAGGGGUGGACCCCAAAAGAGUCAGCUUUGUUGAGUAUUUUGCAGGGCAGCUGCUGUGACAGUGGCAGGGGCACACGAUGACCGGGGGCCAUGGUGUCCCCAUGGCUCUAUGAGGUCCUGAAAUGCUUCCAGGAGAAAUGCAAGCUGCAUGAUGCAACCCUGGCAAACCACCGCAAGAUACGGGAGGUGGUAAGGGCAAGAGACAUCAUAUCGCCCAUGGACUUACUACCGGGGGACAGCGGCCAGGCCGUGCGGGAGCAAAUCUUCUACAAGAACCUGCAGAAGGAGCACAGAGACCUGAACUGGCAGCGUCCCACCAGGCACUCUCCGUGCGGGCAUGAAGAGACAGCGCGGGGCAGAGAAGUCCAUCAGACUGCCCAAGACAGACCUGCUGCUGGCAGGCAGAAGUGAUCGACCACCUCUUCCGGGACUGCCCGUACGCCAGGGAGGUGUGGAGGAAAGUCUGUGCGCUCUGGUUGUGACGGGUCAGAACCUUGCCCAGGGACGCGGUUCUCUACGGGCACCUGACCGAAGAGCAAGGGCCCGACAGCCCGCUUCGACUGUCCAUCUCCUGCUUCACGUCCAUGGAAGGCCAGGAACCUGCUCAGACACUCGGACCCCACAGCCAAGGACUGCGUUAAAACGGGGCUGAGCAAACUGUACUGGUACUACAGGAAGACAGGCGAGGACGACAGGACAGAGAUGGCAGAGCUCAGCUGGUGGAGAGGGGAACAAGGGGGAGGGCAGCGACCACGCGUGAAAGCACUGGAGCAGUGAUGGGGCGCGGGCGCAUGGAGCAAACUUUGUAACGGGACUAAAACAGUUUAACUGGUAAUGUGUGCUUUGGUCUGCCUAGUAAACUAUAGUGGAUCCACAGACCGGUGGUUAGAGGUACAGUUAUAUAUAAUAUAUAUUAUAUAUAGAGAGAAAUAAAUAUUUUUGCAACA